Molecule: messenger RNA, 645 nt
Organism: Brassica napus (rape)
Lineage: Eukaryota; Viridiplantae; Streptophyta; Magnoliopsida; Brassicales; Brassicaceae
Product: photosystem II 10 kDa polypeptide, chloroplastic-like
Exons: 4
Coding region: 107-523 (138 amino acids)
Biological process (GO): photosynthesis
Cellular component (GO): photosystem II oxygen evolving complex; photosystem II; thylakoid membrane
Source: RefSeq, a predicted model, not a curated record
ACACAACAUCCGCCACGUGUCAUAACCACAAUCACUUAUCGCAUUUCUAUCUCCUCUCAUAUUACAAGACCACACACAAGCACUUGGCGAGAAACAGAGAGAAGAAAUGGCUGCUUCAGUGAUGCUAUCAUCGGUGACGUUGAAACCGGCGGGUUUCACGGUGGAGAAGAUGUCAGCGAGAGGAUUGCCGUCGCUCACAAGAACUUCAUUCAAAAUCGUCGCGAGCGGUGUCAAGAAGAUCAAGACCGACAAGCCCUUUGGAGUUAACGGCAGCAUGGACUUGAGGGACGGCGUCGACGCCUCCGGCAGAAAGGGCAAGGGAUACGGUGUUUACAAGUUCGUUGACAAGUAUGGAGCUAACGUCGAUGGAUACAGUCCUAUCUACAACGAGGAGGAGUGGUCACCAGGUGGUGAUGUGUACAAGGGAGGAGUCACUGGAUUGGCUAUUUGGGCGGUAACACUCGCCGGAAUUCUCGCCGGAGGAGCUCUUCUUGUGUACAAUACAAGUGCUUUGGCUCAGUAAAAAAAUCUUCAAAACAUCAUCAUGUUUCUCUAUAUGUUUUGUGUUUAUUGUUUCUCUUCUCUGUACUGCUCUGAACAUACACUUUGAAUUUUAUAAAGAACUCUAGUAGUGUUUGUGUAAUA